AUGGCGAAGCCGGUCAUAGCUUUAGGCCCCUUCGUGCCGUUCGGGCAAGAGUUCCUCUCCGAUGAGGCGGGUGGGCACUACCAACUGCUCCCUGUGGAGCGCGAUGGGAUCCUGGCCGAAGAGGAGUUUUACAUCGCCAGCGACGGGCGCUGCAUUUGGAGCAGCGGCCGACAGAUGGUGCGCGGCUUCGAGGCCAGCGAGGCCUCUUCUUCCACCUCCAAGGCAGCGCCUCCGCGGAUCAUCCAUGCCUUUCGUUGUUCUUUCUCCCAGUUGGUGAAGGAGCACCUUCCGGAGCAAGGCGACACCUGGGCGCUGCUGAGUAGUGAGGCCUUGAUGGUGAAGAGCGGCGGAGAAGACUUCACCGCGAGGAUGACCCCCUUGACCGCCAAGCGAGCAUGGCCUUUGGCAGAUGGGGUCAUGAUGCUUGUGUGCGUGGAGGGCAAGGAGCAUGCUUUGAGCUUGGUGGGUCAUCCUUUUAACCUCCCGCGCUGUGUCUCCUUCAUCGAGGCCAGCGACCCGCCCGUGCUGAAGAAGGACCUGCUCUCGGGCGCAGGCGAGUUUCAAAUUCGCUGGGUGAGUCAGGACCUUCCAGUGGCCCUGGCAUAUGCGCCCAAGACCAGGCGCCACAGUAUCUUCCUCCUCCGCCGGCGGCGCAUGGAAGCCGUGGAAGGCCUCGGAACGGGUGGACUGCCCGAGUGCGCUCUGGUAGAGCCAGCGGCUUCGGAGGUCUUUUUGCAGCAACUCCACAUCGUGGCAGAAGAAGGACCUUGUUGUGAGUUGGACGAUGUGAGUCUCCUGGCACCUGAUUGCAACUUCCCCUGCGAACGCAGCGAGAAGGGCGGCUUGCUCAUGGCGCUCUUCAUCAAGAGCACUGGGCGAUGCCUCGUGCUGCGCCUGUGGACCGGAGAGGUCCUGUCGACAGUCACAGCGGUGUCAGCCAUGGCACCGCUCAUGCCAGGACAAGAUCUUCUGCUUCGGACGACGGGGACCUUUGCCUUUGCUCCCUCGCGCUGGCUAGGCUCCCAGCAGUGCCGCCUGGUGCUGCGCGAGCGUGGCGCACCGCCGCUGCCGAGCAAGGAUGCCUUACCACCCGACUGGGCCGAUGAACUCCUUGACCCUUUGGAGUUGACGCGCUGCUCGGCGGUCUUGACCUUUGAUAGGCAUCGUUUGCCACAGUAUCUCUUGCUCCUCAACGAGGGUCGGCUCACCUUGCACUGGGGAGCCGCCGAACUCUUGGAGGUCCAGAUGAAUGAUCAUUUGGGCCACGACUUGCCGGGCCGUCCCACCUGGAUCGGCGAUGCCGUGGCGCACCGCUUCACGCUGCGCACCGAGGACGGCAAGAGCUACCGCUGCAUGGCACCGCUGGAACCCCAAAGCCCACGCCUGGCAGGCCUCAUGUCAGCGGUCUCGGCGCUCUCGAGCAAAGCCUUGGCAGAGGCGUUAGCCAGUGACGUGCAGGUGUGGUGCGUCGCGGAUGGUGCUGGGCGGCGUUCCCCGGAGGAUGAGGAUGACGAGGAGUGGUGGCGCUUCUGUGAGCUUUUCUUUUGCCUCUUGGAACAGGCGCUCUCCGAUGGUGUGCCCAGCAUGUCGCCGCCUUACAAGCGCCUACGCAAGACGCAGUGCGACCAGGACAUGGAUUCUGAUUGGGACUGGCUUUUGGGAAGCGAUGUGCAUGCGCUUCAGCGGCACCGCUUUCCGGGGCUCAGCGACUCGCAGGACUUCAAGCCCCACCCGGAGCUGAGGAGUCCGCGAUCGGAGCUGGAAGCCACGAGCUCGGAGCUUUGGCAGCGAGAGCUGCGCACGGCGCCGCUAGUGAGGGAGCACCUGGAACAGCUCUUCCUUUGUUUCCAUCUGCUGUACGAGGAGUGGAAGUUGCACACCUUGCAGGCGCGGCUUCUGCCCUCCAUGGCCUUGUUCUUGUACGCUUUGGCCAAGCGCUUGAAGCUUCCAAACUUCGAGCGGCACUACGGUAAGGACUAUCCAAUGGUGGAGGACUCGGCUCUGGCCAUGACGCGCUUUGGAGGCUAUGGAGCUUGGCUUUGGCAGAAUGCGGAAGGGGAGGUGCCUCCGGUGCCCUUGCUGCAGAAGCUCCGCGAGGGACCGGUGCCCAACAUCUUAGCCACCUGCAGGCGGCGCGGGCACGAGAUCUAUCCCGAGAUCUUCCCUUUGAGCUCUUUGCUCUUGACUUUGCAUCGGCUCCUGCAGAACCGUCCGCGGCCGGGCGCGCGGCAGGGUUUGGAACCGGUGGCGAUCCAGGGUGCCCCAGCAACGCUUUUGACUCCUCCGGCACCCUUACUGCCCUUCAGUGCAGGUGGCCGGGCGCUGCCGGGCGCGGAGCGCGCACGCUUCGUGCGGCGAUGGCUGUUGGAACGGGCGGGACGCCCCGAGACGCCCGCCUGGGAGGCUGCCCUGGUGCUCCUGGUUCAGCACCAAGUCACGCCCAGUGACGUGGAGCUGUGGACGUUGGCUUUGGCGCUGCCGGUGCAGGAGUGCUUGCGCGCCGCGGCGGAGGAACCGCGGAACGACUGGCUGGUGGAGGCGUACAUGUUGAUCGGCCGCGAGGACUUGGCGUUGAUGGCCCAGCCGGUCAAGGGUGAAGCGACCCUCACUUCCAGGCGCUUCCGGGACUUGCUCGAUGCCACCGAGGAUCUCUCGGCCACCAGCGCGGAUCCCAUGGCCUCGCCCGAAUGGCCCGGAACGCCCGGAGCGGCGAUGGCGUCGCUGCUUCCGCCGUCCUUCGCGCCUGAAUGGCGGGUGCAACAGCUGGAAUGGCGCCUGGCAGAGGUCGAGCGAGUCUUAGCCACUUUAAAGCCACAGAAUGGAAGCAAAGGAGGCCAGGAACCACCAGGAGACUUGAAACCCACGAAAGAUGGAGAGGACAGCCCUCACAGCGAUGACAGCCUGUUGCGUGCAAGUUCGGAAGCCUUUGGCACCGCCAUUUUCUUACCCUCGGGUGAUGAAGUACGUGGCGGUGUGGCCACCAUGGGCCCCUGCUACGAAGUCCAGCAUUCCAUUUGGGACAGCUGCAUGAUCGUGGGCUUGCCGAUCAUCAGCGAUUGGGACUCCGUCCUGAUCUGUUUGCUCAUGCUCAUGAACAUUGCUGCUCAAGUUGGCUUUGUUUACAUUGUCCGGCAGUACAUGUCGGAGACCGUCUACGGCCAUGACCAGCUCUCACAGUUGAUCUUCUUCAGGACGAGCAUUGCACAUCAAGUGAAGUAUGCCGACAUGGUCACAGGCCGCUCCCUGGCGAGGCAGGUCUGUGGCAUGGACGAACAGCUGCCGUGGGCCAGUACGCAGUAUUCGGCUGUUGAAGAUCUCCAGAACUAUGCGCAGACGGGGCUUUGGUUGGCCUUGCUGGCCAUCGGCUGUUGGUUGGCCACCACCUUGCGGGAGAUCUUCAAUAUCGCUGCCUAUGCCGGUGCUUUGCGGGGCAUCGAGACAGGUGACGAAACGGUCUUGGAGGAGAACGAGCGCGAUGAGGACGAACGACAGACGGACCAAAACGUGCAGUUCACCCGCAUGUCUCGGAUGCGUCGCAACUUGCUCUUCCUUUGCGUGGUGUUCCCACGUGGUUUGGUGGCCGUGGUGCUCAUGGACACCGGCACGCGCUACCUGGCAAAUACCAUUGCAUUGGAAGAUUUGAUUCUGAAUGCUGUGGCACUGGCUUUCAUUCUAGAUUUGGAUGAGCUCAUCGAAAGUGCCUUCGCCCCACGCAGGGCGCGCUUCUUGCUGGAUGAGAUCAAUGCCCUGCCCAUUCCCAGAGUGUACAUCCCAGGGUAUGGUCCCAUGAAUGCUGGCAUCCAAGAACGAGCCAAGAAUACCAUGAAGCUUCUGAUGUUGGUCUGUGGAUUGAUUGCAGCCUACGUGAUGCUCCUUUGGCCUCUGCACGACAGGAUCAGCUUGGCGAUUAACAUCCUCUGCGGGGGCGAGAAGGAUUUCAUCUAUGCCGUGAAUCCUGCCACCGGCAUCAUCGAAACGACCAACACCUUCAAGGAUUCGCCGGAGCAUUUGACCAGGAGCCAGCGCACGGUCCUGCGACUAGCAGAUCCCGGGCUCUUCACCGUGCCCGAGUGGGACGUAACGCAGGAGCAGUUGGACCGCUUCUACGAGAAUGCGCCCCCCGCCCUGCACCGGAGCAAUCCUUUGUCAGAUGAUCCCGACAUGGCAGUCAUCAAAUGGGUGGAAGCCAUUGAACUGUCGGAUGUGAAGGACCAAGCUGGGAUGAUGCCGUGCAUGGAUGAGUCCUACCCCAAAACUGUGGCCAGGCCACAGCUUCUGGAAGUGGCCAAUGUGGAGCGCUGUGCUGAGGUUGACAUUGCUCAGUGCGCUUGGAGGAAUAUGACUGCCUUGCGUGCGUUAUGUCCCGAGACCUGCGGCUGCGACAACGCGAUCGAUCCAGCAGCUGGUGCCUUUUCAAGCACGGCCUUCGGAUGCCCUAAACUCUGCGUCUGGAAGAGUUUGACCUCGCGCAAGAUGCAGAGCUUGCCUUGUGACGACGAUUGGACGCCGCAGCGCUUCAUCAAUGAUCCCUACAUCGCCAACUUCAUGCAUGGUAUGUUCGCAUACGUCUUGAACAAGCAGGAAUUGAAGAAGCCUCACAUCAUCCAAUACCGAAAUGAAAUGCAGAUGCACUUCUGGGAUUUGCUCCCAGGCCCCAACAAGACUUUGAGUUUGGAUCUGGCGGUGCUACACUAUGCCUCCUUGGGCUGGGUGCACGACUUGGUUCAGGGCAAAUGGAGCCUAGGCCUUGAUAUCCAUCACCCAAGAGGCUUGACCGGCUGUGCUUUCUUCAGCUCUUGGGAGAUCAUUCAUCUCACAGGCGCAGGAGACCAUUCAGCUGUCGCAUGCGGGUUGAAUUUGAUGACUUCAGAGGCCUCCGUGCGCAGUGUCCCCAGACCUGCAAGUGCCGCAAAGGUGAAAUCGGAUGCCCGGGCAGCUGUCCCUUGCGCAUCGAUUAGAGUGCAGUGCAACGGGCGGGCAGCUGGGUUCUUCGCCCCAAGCCGGCGCGUCUUUGCGGUGCCAAGCCGGGCAGUGCCGUUCGCCGCCCGCGUGACGACGGUGAGAAUGCUCAAUCGGAUGUUCGACAAGGACCGACGAGCACAGGAGGUGGCGCGGCUGCUCAGCUCCUCGCGGCCCCAGACCUUGCGCGUGCCCCGGAGACCGGAACAGACGGAUCUGGACUUCGAGCACAGCAAACAGACGCGCUUGGCUCAGGCCGCGUUGCGGCAAAGUGCCUUGUGUGUGGGCCGCGGCGCUUUCACCUUGGGCGCUUUGCGUCCGCUACCCACUGAGCUGCUGCCCAUCCCAGCGCUGGUGCUCUCCGGUCGAUUCCCCCCACAGGCCGGGGUGCAAUCGUUAGACCCCAGCCAUCACGAUGUGAAGCUCAACGUCUGGGCCGAAUUCAACAACGGCGUUGCUGCCGCGUUGCAGGUCGCCGCCUCCAGCGACGUCUCGCGCGGCUGGAUCGCUCACCACAGGUCAGCCUCUACACCAGCCACCACGGAUGGCCAGGUCUCCAGCAAUGCACAUGCUGGGUUCUUGCUUGGCCUGGGGCUGCGCGGUGGACUCAAGGUGCUGCCCGUGGCCGAUUGCUAUAAGUAUUUGCGCUUGCAGCACGAGACCACGAGCGCGGCGGUGAUCCUGGGCCUGGCGGCGUCGCACGUCUCCAGCAUGGACUCAGGGCUCACGCGGACGUGCUGCGUGCACAUCCCUUCGAUGUUGCCUGCCACCUUCUCGGACGUCGAGGUGUCCAGCCCAGUACAAUGCAGCGCAGUGUUGGCCUUGGGCUUGCUGUAUGCAGGCUCGGGGCAUCGCAUGAUGACCGAGCUGCUGGUGGCCGAGAUCGGUCGCAAACCCACGGACCGAGUGCUGCACGACCGGGAGGGCUACUCCCUGGCGGCAGGCUUCGCCUUGGGCUGCGUUUGUCUUGGACAGGGCUCCGAUGCCGCCGGGCUGGCAGACCUUCAGCUGGACACGUGGCUCUUACGCUACAUCCUCGGUGGGCCAGAGAUGCCGAUGCCAGGUGUAGCCACACGCGAGACCAAGCGACAACAGGAGCCGACGUGUCAACUCUCCGAGCCGGAGGGCAUCAACACCUGCAUCACCGCGCCGGCGGGGUGCAUCGCCUUGGCGUUAGUCUUCCUCCGCACCAACUGUGAAGCGGUUGCUUCCCGUGUGGCCAUCCCGCAGAACUUGUUUCAGCUGGAGCAAUUGCGCCCAGACUUUGCGAUGCUUCGAAUUGUGGCGAAGAAUCUCAUUCUGUGGGACCAGAUCGAACCCACGGAAGCAUGGCUCGAGAGGCAAGUGCCAGCAUUCCUGCUGGCAUUGAACGAAGAGAAUGCAACUGAUGACCUGGACUGGCUUCUGGUGGGGCAGACGAAGGCAAAUCUGGCCGCAGGUGGCUGCUUGGCGUUGGGUCUACGAUUCGCCGGCUCUUCCAACAAAGCCGCGAAGCAGCUCCUCAUUGCCAGACUCUUGGCCUUCCGCGAUGCCAAGCGCUCCGAUGCGCACCCGGCACUCAUGGCCUCGCGACCGGCGCCAGACGACUUGGACGUGAUCACUUUGGAGACCUGCCAAUCUACUGUGGCCAUGGCGUUGGGGAUGGUCAUGGCCGGCACAGGAGAUCUAGAUGCUUUGCGGACUUUGAGAAGUUUGCGGAAGAAGACCUCCUUGGACACAGGUUACGGUGUACAUAUGGCAACACACAUGGCGAUCGGAUGGGUCUGUCUUGGUGGAGGACGCUACACCUUCAACCAGGAACCUCUCUCCAUCGCUGCCCUGCUCAUGGCGGCUUUUCCACGUCUACCGAUGGGGUUGGUGGACAACCGGUGUCACUUGCAGGCGUUUCGCCAUUUGUAUGCUUUGGCUGCCAGGCAUCACUGCAUCGAGGCUGUGGAGGUGGAUUCCAAACAACCGGCACAUGUCCAUGUGACCUUGGAGACAGAGACCGGCACAGAUCUUGAGACGGAGACGCUCCGUUUCCCGAGGCUGCUCCUGGCUGGCAAAGAGGUUCGCUCCAUCAGCAUCAACAGCGAGGGUUUCUGGCCUGUCACCAUCCAAAGGGCUGAAUCAGGCACUCCAGCAGCGCGCUGGAUGAAGGCCGUGGACGAAACACGGCGGCUCUAUGUCAAGCGCUGUGGCCCUGAGCGGCCAGACAGCAGACUCGAGUCGCAGGCGUGGUUUCCAACCUUCACGGCACCAGAUGCCAAUCAUGUGGAGCGGUUGACCAUGGCCAAGUUGGCCUUUGGAGCACCUGGUGAAGGACCAAAUGAGCCUGGAGUGGUGAGUGCAGCUGAGUGGGCAGCAGCCUUUUGCUGCCCCACCCCACCACCACUCCCACCAGGCACUUGUUUGGCUGACUUUGAUGGUCCUGACAGCACCCUGGUGGAGCGGUUUGCUCGAAUCCUGGAUGAAGGCCGGUCAGAUGACCCCAAGAAACCUUUGCGCUCACAGCUUCCCUGCACGGCGUUGCUCGCACAGAAACUGCAUGAGUGUGUCAUGGAAUCGAAGCUGGCACGACCCACAGAGUAG
Durusdinium trenchii is the source of this 7530-nucleotide messenger RNA. The record is from the annotation of a GenBank genome assembly. NCBI's taxonomy places the organism in Eukaryota, Dinophyceae, Suessiales, Symbiodiniaceae.